Messenger RNA from Gryllus bimaculatus (two-spotted cricket), 1991 nucleotides. The record is from the annotation of a GenBank genome assembly. Lineage: Eukaryota; Metazoa; Arthropoda; Insecta; Orthoptera; Gryllidae.
AUGAUACCAGGCGCGUCAUCAGCUAAGGUCAUUAGUCCCUUCAGCGUCGUGCUCAGAAGGUGGCGGUGUGUUCCCCUGGUGGAUAGUAAGUCCCGGUACCGACCUACCGUCGGCUAUCAGAAUUUUCCCCAACCAGGUGUCUCCCACCAGCGGGGCACCGCCCUAGCCGGAACACUCUCUGAGCUCCCGGCCGGUCUCCCGGCAUUGUGUGUGUGUAAGGAAGAGGAAGGUAAGAUCGCCCCAGUUUGGGGAAUGACGUUAGGCGAUUUGAAAAGAGGAGAGAGAGCUACGGCAGGAAGUGAUGCCUGGCGUCAUCAAGGGGCCGUGCCCUUCACAUCUGUCAGCAGAGGCGACACGUUUGUUCACUCACCCUGGCCCAGGUCUAGGCCUUCGCCGGAACUAAAGGUCACAGCACGGGGACCAGCAUAUCCCCCCACGUCUGACGGGGGGUCAGUUGUGAUCAAGAUCUGACGCGGGCAGUCAGCGAUCUGGUUAUCGUCCAUAACGAAUUAACUAGCAAACACGGACUUACAGUGAACCAGUUUUUCAAUUUCUUGCUAGUGUUGAAGUGCAAAGUGUUACAAGAAACUAAACAAGCGAGUUCGUCACGACCUCAAUCUUCUUGUGGCGGGAACCAUGGUCUGCAGCUCCUGUCAUCGACGUAUGGAAGCACAUUACAGCUCCGGCCACGUCGUGGGCAUCUGCCUCCCCAGUCGCCGCGGAGACUGCGUGGGCUUCCGCAUGGCGUUCGACGGGAAGUGCUACAGGGAGGAGCUGGUCCACGACGUCAUCUGCGGCUGCCAGGACCCGCCCGUGCCGCACCCGCUGGCCGGGUUCGAGUGCCGCUGCGCGCCCCACCGGCCCGCGACGCGGGUGACUCAGCCCCAGCAGGACGGCCGCUGCCUCAUUCCUGACCUCCAUGCGCCCUACGCUGACGACCACGCGCUCACCGCCGUGUACCCCGUGGCGGGCGCCUACCCUCUGCGCUGUUCGAACAGCCACUGUUACGUCGCGCCCGACAGACCCCGUGCCGAAUGCUCCGGCGCCCAGAGGCGCUGUUUCAAGAAGGGCAUGGUUUGGGUGGCUGCCAGGAAUCGCUGUUUCCGGCUCCUCGAACCAGGCCCAUGCGAGAGGAAUUACAUUUUGGUGCUGUCCAAGAACGAAACGCUGGGGAAUAUUGCCUUUUGUAGGCACAUACGUGGCGACUGCCCACCUGGAAAGAUUCACAUGGCUUUUGACCAACGCUGUCACGAUGAGCGCGAAAUGAAAAUGAUCGCACCGUCUGAUCUGCAAAGGAAUGUCUUCGGGGAUUACAUGCUUCCCAUGUUGCUGGAAGUUCUGUAUGCUCCUGUCGUUUAUCGCAACCAUUGCGCCAUACGAAUUGAAACAAUUCCGAUCAUUAUAGGUCGGACUAGUGGGCUUCCGGAACCCCCUUGUGGUCACAAUAAUAUAGGUGACUGUAUAGUUGAGGUCUAUGCUGAACCUCCCUUACCACUAGAUGAUUUGUAACUGAAUAUUGCCAUAUCUUUCUUUUUUGAGAACAAUCAUUCUCUAUAUAUCUUUAUUUAAAUUUAAAUAGUACACUGUAAGGAAAAUAUUAAAGAUAAACCUCUAGCAGUUGCCAUUUGCAUUUCUUUAUAAUACAGCGAAUCUAAAUCCGGAAUUUCUUGGGUGAAACCCACUAUCAAUUAAUUACAUUACAUAUUUAAUUCUCUGUUAUCUUACUGUGGUUUCCUGGCUUUGUCAAUAGACAACGUUGACUCAAUAAAAGCUAUUUUCCAUAUAGAUUCUGAAUACUAUUUCACCUUCUCCAAUUCUUUUUCAACAACAGUAUCUGUGAACACAAGGACCCAAACCUUACGUUACGAAACUUUUUCGAAAAUAGCGUUUCCUGAAAUUUAUAGGGCUACAUCACAGAUUUUCAAACAUUUUGAAGGUCGUAAAUCCCAUAUUUGUCAAAAGGCAAAUGAAGCUAUAUAAUGAAAUAACCC